AUGGACAACAAGGAGAUGAAAAAUAUUCGAGGUAAUAUUUUACGUGAAGCUCACACAACAUCGUACUAUGUUCACCCAGGAGCUACUAAAAUGUAUAGAUAUUUGAAGAUGCAUUAUUGGUGGCAGAACAUGAAAGAUUUCCAAGGCCAAUGGAGCAAAGUUUUGCCUUUGGUGGAAUUUGCAUACAACAACAGUUAUCAGGCUAUAAUUGGAAUGGAUCCUUAUGAAGCAUUAUAUGAUAGAAAAUGUAGAUCUCCAGUUUAUUGGGAUGAGGUUGGAGAAAGGAAACUAUUGAGUCCAAAUAUGAUAGCACCAAUGAAAUUAGUGAUGCAGUUUGGAAAGAAUGGAAAAGUAAGCCCAAAAUAUAUUGGUCCAUUUACUAUUACCGAGAGAAUUGGAAAUGUUGCCUACAAACUUGACCUUCCUACAUCAAUGUCUCAAGUGCACCUUGUGUUUCAUGUGUCCAUGCUAAGAAAAUACAUUGGAAAUCUAUUUCAUGUAUUGAAGAAUGAACCAAUGGAGAUAAAACUAGUCUUGACUUACGAAGAAAAACCUGUAGAGAUCCUUCAACGAGAGAUAAAGCAACUGAGAAGCAAGAAAAUUCCAUUAGUUAAG
Olea europaea var. sylvestris is the source of this 615-nucleotide messenger RNA. RefSeq lists its product as uncharacterized. The annotation marks the transcript as partial. The record is from RefSeq and is a predicted model, not a curated record. The transcript has 4 exons. NCBI's taxonomy places the organism in Eukaryota, Viridiplantae, Streptophyta, Magnoliopsida, Lamiales, Oleaceae. Gene Ontology annotation, molecular function: nucleic acid binding.